UCUCUCUCUCUCUCUCUCUCAAAAAUAAAUAAAACAUUAAUAAAUAUAUUAAAAAAAAAAAAAAAAAAGAGUUACAGCCUCAUUCCUGGUCUAAGCCAGACCAUUGCCAGAAAGGGUUUCUAGGCAGCCACCAGGGGGACAGAGGCUAGGAAAACAGGGAACCGGUCCCCUCUGACUCUAAUUCUCAUGGGAGCCAACUGCUCACAGAUGUGGAAAUGAUUACCUAUUACUGUAAUGUCUUACUCUGGGGAAGAGUCUGGUGGAGCUGGACUCCUGUCUCCUAUUGCACCACAAACCAUAGACUUCUUCCAUCUCCAUGCUGACGUUCCCACUGUAUACCCUGUGCUCUCCCUUCACGUUUUACAGUCUCUGCAGUUUAGUAGAUACAGGAAAUGUGAUACUAGUCCUCAGAGGAGGCUGGCCCUUUUUGCCCCCAGGAAGCAUCCUGAGUUUCUCCUAUGUCUGCUGACCUCUGGUGGCGAUAGUUUGAACUGGACCCUCCUUGUCUAGUUAGUGCCUGCUGGCAGGUAAUGAAUGGUGUACAUUCUCUCAGCCAUCCAAAUUCAAAUAUUCAAACACUGUAUCAAAUGGAAAUAUUUUUUACUGCUGAAUUUUUUGUUUUCAGGCCUCAUGACAUAAUGUAAAGAACAGAGCCUGGGCUUUGGAAUCAGACUUACCUAGGUUCAGGUCCUAGCUCUAUUUCCUAGCAGAGUGACCUUGGGCAAGUUACCUAAGCUUAGCUUUCUUACCUGUAAAGUGAAAAUAAUAAUAAAUAGCUCAAUGGGAAAAUGAGAUGAUUGUAAAAUGCAUAGCCCUAGCUGUGCCAUAGCACAUAGGUGCUCAAUAAAAGUUUGUUACCUUCUCAAUAAUAGUGAUUUUGUUCAGUGUAUGACUCCAUAUGAUUUUAAAAUUUUUGGUAACAUAAAAUUUACCAUUAUUCCCAUUUUUCAAUGUGACUUUUUUAAACUCUGAGAAGUUUUAUAUAACUGCUUUCUGAUUCUUGAGUUUGGAAACUGAGGUCAACUUUAGUAUGGUCUGUGAAGCCUGCCUCUGCCCAGAGAGCUACAGAUCCGAGCCCUGAAAAUAAGGGUUAGAGAGAUCUUGGGCACAGCCAAAUGGCUCAGUUGACCUCACUCUGGUUUCCAGCCUAAGAAGGACUGACAGGAUCCAGCACUUUCUUCCAGGGUCAGCAAAGGGCAGAGGUCUGAAGUCAGGCAUCACAGGGUUCUCAGCUGGGCCUCCAAGACCCCCUCCUCCCACUUUGCAGAGAAAAGAGGAGGCGGCUGCAGAGAAGAGGAUAUGUGAUUGCUUCUCUGCUCCUCCCUCUCCCUGCUUUUCCCUACACCCAUCCUCUCCCCCACAGCAGCCAUCUCCCCCGCAGCAACUGGAAAGAGGGAGGGGGGCGGAGUUGGGGACUGAGGGAUCAGAAGACCCACAGCGUCCUGUAUCUGAACGAAGCUCUUGCCGGGGGCAGCUGUGCUGGUUCAUGCUCCCCUCUCCAUGCUGCUUGCCUCCUCCAGCAUGAUGCUGGGGACUCUGGGUCUUUGGGUACUCCUCCCCAUAGCUGUGCAAGGUAAGUGUCUACAGGGUGGGGCAGGGCCUUUCCACUCGCCCAUUGAGGGAAAGCGGGACUUGAAGCAGCAGCCAUCCCUUUGGAAGAAUCAGUGGGGUGGGUGAGUGAGGGCAAAAGGUACAGCCAUGUGUCCCCAUGGUGGGGUCAGGUUCCAGGCCUCUGCUGACCUGUUUCCUCCUGUGGCUUUACCAUGCUGGCCCUGGGAUAUGAAACAUGUUCUGUCCCUCCUUUUGGCUGCUGCUUUUGCCCCUGCGUUCACUCGCAUCUUGAACCCUCCCCUCUCCCCACCCUGGGCCACAGCACCCCCAAGCAGGCGGACCUGUGUGUUCUUUGAGGCCCCUGGAGUGCGGGGAAGCACAAAGACACUGGGGAAGCUGCUAGAUGCAGGACCAGGGCCCCCCAGGGUUAUCCGCUGCCUCUACAGCCGCUGCUGUUUUGGGAUCUGGAACCUGACCCAACACCAGGCACAGGUGGAGAUGCAAGGAUGCCGAGACAGUGAUGAGCCAGACUGUGAGGCCUCCCACUGUGAGCUGAGCCCCCGAGCCCACCCUGGCCCCAGGUCCACUCUCUUCACCUGCUCCUGUGGCACUGACUUCUGCAAUGCCAAUUAUAGCCAUCUGCCUCCUCCAGGGAGCCCUGGGACUCCUGGCUCCCAGGGUCCCCAAGCUGUCCCAGGCGAGUCCAUCUGGAUGGUGCUGGUGCUGCUGGGGCUAUUCCUCCUCCUCCUGCUGCUGCUGGGCAGCAUCAUCUUGGCCCUGCUACGGCGAAAGGCCUACAGAGUCCAAGGUGGCCCAGAGCCAGAGCCAGAGCCAGAGCCAGGCUCAGGCAGGGACUGGAGUGCUGAGCUGCCCGAGCUGCCUGAGCUGCCCGAGCUGUGUUUCUCCCAGGUAAUCUGGGAAGGAGGUCACACAGUGGUGUGGGCUGGGCAGCUGCAAGGCAAGCUGGUAGCCAUCAAGGCCUUCUCCCUGAGGGCCGUGGCCCAGUUCCAAGCUGAGAGAGCACUAUACGAACUGCCAAGCCUACAGCACGACCACAUUGUCCGCUUUAUCACCGCCAGCAGAGGGGGCCCUGGGCCCUUGCCCUGUGGGCCCCUGCUGGUACUGGAGCUGCACCCAAAGGGCUCCCUGUGCCACUACUUGACCCAGCACACCAGUGACUGGGGAAGUUCCAUGCGGAUGGCGCUGUCCCUGGCACGGGGCCUGGCAUUUCUCCAUGAGGAGCGCUGGCAGGAUGGCCAAUACAAACCAGGUAUCGCCCACCGAGAUCUGAGCAGCCAGAAUGUGCUCAUUCGGGAGGAUGGGUCGUGUGCCAUUGGAGACCUGGGCCUUGCCUUGGUGCUCCCUGGCCUCACCCAGCCUCCCACCUGGGCCCCAACUCAACCCCGAGGCCCAGCUGCCAUCAUGGAGGCUGGCACCCAGAGGUACAUGGCACCAGAGCUCUUGGACAAGACUCUGGACCUACAAGACUGGGGCACGGCCCUCCGGCAAGCCGAUGUUUACUCUCUGGCUCUGCUCCUAUGGGAGAUCUUGAGCCGCUGCCCAGAUUUGUGGCCUGACAGCAGACCACCACCCUUCCAACUGGCCUAUGAGGCAGAACUGGGCAGCACCCCUACCACCUGUGAGCUGUGGACCUUGGCGGUGGAGGAGAGAAGGCGCCCCUACAUCCCAUCCACCUGGCACUGCUUCACCACAGACCCUGGUGGCCUGAGAGAGCUGCUAGAGGACUGUUGGGAUGCAGACCCAGAAGCACGGCUGACAGCUGAGUGUGUACAGCAGCGCCUGGCUGCCCUGGCCCGUCCUCAGGAGGCCCGCCCCUUCCCAGAGAGCUGCACCCACGACUGCCCACCUCUCUGCCCAGAAGACUGCCUCUCACCUCCCCCCACUGCCAUUCCCCCUUGUAGGCCUCCACUGAAUGUCUGCUGCUUCAGCAUUCAGCAAGGCCCUGGUGCCAGGAGUCCUCCUGUACCAUCUCUCACCUGUAAAUAUGCAGUUUAUGUAUAACCUAUGUUCAUGCAAACAUAAAUAUGGUGAUCAGA
Molecule: messenger RNA, 3608 nt
Organism: Lynx canadensis (Canada lynx)
Lineage: Eukaryota; Metazoa; Chordata; Mammalia; Carnivora; Felidae
Gene: AMHR2
Product: anti-Mullerian hormone receptor type 2
Biological process (GO): BMP signaling pathway; cellular response to growth factor stimulus; protein phosphorylation
Cellular component (GO): signaling receptor complex; plasma membrane
Molecular function (GO): ATP binding; transforming growth factor beta receptor activity
Source: RefSeq, a predicted model, not a curated record